AUGGGGUUCAAGUUCUCUUUCCUCUGUGAUCUGCUUUCAGCCCUCGAGGAUGUUCGGGUCUUGAAAGCGACCACUCAGGCGAGGAACAGGGACCCAGAUGUUCGUGUUGUUACGGAAUGGUUUGUCCGCCAUGGCAAACGGCUUCGUGACCCAGACAACGAUCAACUCGCCCUGCUUUCAUGCAUGUUUCCGGUCAAGCGAACGGACCGAGUGUACUGGCUACAGGAUACCAAUCUCGCAAGGCUUAUCGGCAGAUGCUUGCUUCUUGGGUCCUCUCGGCGACAAGAGCUUGAAAAAUGGCGCGUAUCCGGUGGAGGAGACCUCGGGCAGUGCGUGGAAAAUGUUAUGCGCCAGGCAGAGAACGUCAUUCCCGCUGGUCAAGAGGUUAAUGUAGAGGAGAUCGAUUAUGCGCUGACGCAAAUUGCAUCUCGAUGUCGAUUCUCCGGGCCCACAGUUCGAAGACAACGUUCGGCAGUCGAUGUUGAGGAGACACUCUCCCCGAUAUAUCGGAGACUCAGUAGCAGGGAUGCCAAAUGGCUAACGCGAAUGAUUCUCAAAUCCCACUUCUCUGAGAUUGUACCGGAGAGGCUCACCCUGGCGAGUUAUCAUUUCUUACUUCCACAUCUACUCCUCUUCCAGAACUCCUUCGAAGCCGCCGUCAACUUGAUCUCAUCUCAACCUAUACGCCAUUUCCCUGCGAAACCCGAGCCUAGUCUAGCAAGAGACUUAGGGAAAAUAGCUGUGCACCAUCUCGUCCCGAUCACUGGAACGAAGAUAGGACGCCCGGAGUAUUACAAAGCCCGGAGCAUAAAGCAUUGUUGCAAAAUGAUCGAUCAGCGGAGGAUGAGUGUCGAGAGAAAAUACGACGGCGAGUAUUGCCAGAUUCAUAUCGAUCUUUCAAAGCACCCACAUUCAAUUCAGAUCUUUUCGAAAAGUGGGAAAGACUCGACCGCAGACAGAGCAGGGGUCCACCAAGCAAUCAAAGAUUCAUUGAAAAUAGGACAACCAGAAUGCAAGUUUUCGCAUCGUUGUAUUCUGGAAGGCGAGUUGCUGGUUUGGAGUGAGGAGCGGCAGAGCAUUCUACAAUUUCACAAGCUACGUAAAUUCAUUUCUCGCUCAGGCACUUUUAUUGGAAUAGACUGCGAUUCUCCACCACAGCCCUACGAGCAUUUGAUGAUCAUGUUUUUCGAUAUAUUACUUCUUGAUGACAAUAUUUGUUUGAGAAAACCCCAUCGCGAGAGGCGACUACUGCUUAAGGACACAGUGCAGAUAAUCCCUGGGCUUGCUGAUAUCGCCGACCAGCGAGUUAUCGACUUCUCACGCCCGGAUGGCCAAUCCAAACUCGAGUCAUUCUUUUCCAUGGGAAUUGCUGAGCGAUGGGAAGGGCUCGUUCUGAAAGGAUGCGAGGACCCAUAUUUCCCAAUUUUGAUUAAUCCUGGUGACAGCUGCACCGGUCGUUGGAUUAAGCUUAAGAAGGAUUAUAUCCCGGGACUGGGCGACACCAUAGACGUGGCAUUGAUCGGUGCGGCAUACAAUGCCCGGGAUGCCUCAACUCUUACACGAGAAAAGAGAUUAUCUUGGACGCACUUCUUUGUUGGCUGCCUCGAAAACAAAGAUGCUGUUCUGCAGGGCUCGGCUACACCUAGGUUUUGUAUCGUGGAUGUUAUUGACCACCAUUGUAUGAGUCCGACCAUGAUGCAAACUCUAAGCACGUCUGGGAAGUAUGGUGCUCGAAGAGCGGAUUCCUGUGAUGACACCGAUUUCGAGUACGGACGACCCGGGAUACCCCGAAUGGACGUUGUUUUCAAGACGCCAUUUGUCGUUGAAAUGCUGGGAGGUAGCUUCGAGAAACCCUCAGGUGCCAGAUAUUACACCCUUCGCUUUCCUAGAAUCUUGAAGAUCCAUUCAGAUCGAUCUUUUGAGGAUGCUGUGUCGUUCCGGGAAUUGCAAGAUCUAGCUGGGUCAGCGGUGUCUAUCCCCGAGGAUUCACUGGAAGAAGAGGCGGAGUGGGCGAAGCGCGUGAAGUCUAGCACGUCCAUGGCAGGCUAUAUUCGAGAUCGAUCCCAGAGCGUGUCUACGGUUGGCACUCGUAGUCCUUCAAAAUCUGUUAUCUCGAAUGCGAGUCAGAAUGAAGAGGACUCAUCUCCAUGCCGUUCACGAAAUGACUCAAGACAACACUGCCGAGAGGGCCCACUAUGUCAAACGUCUGAUACGGGGACGGAAACCAUUCCUAUAUAUGUCGAUCGCCGUGCCUCUAAUUCACCAGUCAGUACUGUCGACGCUGACAGCAGUAUACUCGCGAGUAACGGAAACCUGUCAUCACAAGGAGUGUCCCGAAAAAGGAAAGCAUCGUAUUUGACUCCUGAACCUCGCAACGAAAAUGUCGAUACAGACGCAAGAAAACAGAGUACAGCGGAUGUGCUGAAGUAUCCACGCUUGAGGGUAGCUGCUUCUUUUUCUGCCUACCUACCGACCUUUGAAGUUGGUUCUACCCCCAGCAAGUAUGUCACGCGUGAUCAGCAGGUUCUACAACGUCACUCGCGCAAGACGGACUCCGAGCGUCCCAAAUCCCCUCUCUCUGAGAUUCCUCUAUAUGUUAUUUCUGCAACCCACCCUGGACAACACUCGCAAAAGAUUGCCGGGCUUACGAAUGUUGCUCACACGAUCGACGAAUUCUUCCUCAUGCUCAAAUCGACUUGGAUAGCACAGAAGAAAUUCAGCUGUACUGGGCAUAUCUCCCAAAAGCUCACUUUGGGGAUGAUAUUCCUUGAUGAGCUCCACACUCCGCUAGGCCCAAAGCUCAAAGACUUAUGCAAUCGCCUCACACAAACGCUACGCCUCUCUACCCCCAAUCUUCCUCCAGGAGCGCGAAUCUUGAUUCUCCGCACAAAGUUUCUCGAGAUUUAUAGGAGCCUAAAGCACUACCACUUCUGUCUACGGCGGACAUGGGAGAAGCUUAGCCGAGAAUAUUUUUGCGCCUGUAUAGCAUGGGACUGUAAAAGCUACCCCCACACCUCCGUUGAAGAAAUUCCGAGCACAGAUGACUGUGCUGAUCUAGAUGCUCCGAGAGCACAUCCGGACUGGGACUAUAUACCCAAGCCUUGGAUAUUAUCUGAUAGAAAGGAGCUCUUGAUACUUGGGGAGUUUACCUCCUUGGAUCCUCCAGUUCGUGCUGAAACACGAUGA
Aspergillus calidoustus is the source of this 3186-nucleotide messenger RNA. The record is from the annotation of a GenBank genome assembly. Lineage: Eukaryota; Fungi; Ascomycota; Eurotiomycetes; Eurotiales; Aspergillaceae.